AUGAACAACAUCAACAUCGUGUGCCUGGGUGGCGCGAGCGAAGUGGGGCGUUCGUGCGUCAUUAUAGAAAGUGCAAACAGGUCAAUCAUGUUGGACUGUGGAAUUCAUCCGGCGUUUAUGGGCAUCGGCUGUUUGCCCAUCUACGACGCGUACGACAUUUCGAAGGUGGAUUUGUGUUUAAUAACCCAUUUUCACAUGGACCACAGUGGUGCCUUGCCCUACCUGGUUAAUAGAACCCGUUUUAAAGGAAAGGUAUACAUGACGGAGGCGACGAAAAGUAUCUGCUAUUUACUGUGGAAUGACUAUGCGCGAAUUGAAAAAUGCAUGCACAUGAUGAAUAAGAUGAAAGGAAGUAGAAAUAAAAAUGAGCCGGGUGAAAAUGAAGCGGACGAGUAUGGCAACAAAGGGAAAAGGGGAGGGCCAUCCUACUCCAGUGAUGAGUUUGGAAGUGAAGACAAUGAUGAUGAUUAUUACCAAAGUUACAUUUGCGAAAUGGGAGAUGGAGAUAUAAAGCAUAAUGUACUGUAUGACGAAAAUGAUAUAAAUGAAGCCAUGAAAAUGAUAGAAACGUUAAAUUUUCAUGAGCACAUAGAAUUUGAGGAUGUAAAAUUUACAGCCUAUAGAGCAGGACACGUCAUCGGUGCGUGUAUGUUCUUAGUGGAAAUAAAUAACAUACGUUUUUUAUACACAGGGGAUUAUAGCAGGGAGGUCGAUAGGCACAUCCCCAUAGCGGAGAUCCCCGCCAUCGAUGUCCACGUGCUAAUUUGUGAAGGAACAUAUGGAAUUAAAGUGCAUGACGAUAGGAAAAAAAGGGAAGUCCGUUUCCUCAAUAUGAUUACGAGUAUAUUAAAUAAUAAAGGGAAGGUCUUGCUCCCGGUGUUUGCUUUAGGAAGGGCUCAAGAGUUGCUACUAAUUAUGGAGGAACACUGGGAAAGAAACCCCCAGUUGCAGAAGAUCCCCAUCUUUUACAUUUCGUCCAUGGCUACCAAGUCGCUGUGUAUAUAUGAGACCUUCAUAAAUCUGUGUGGCGAUUUUGUACGCCAUGUACUUAAUGAAGGGAAAAAUCCUUUUAAUUUUAAAUUUGUAAAGUAUGCGAAAUCGUUGGACUCCAUUUUGAAUUAUUUAUACCAAGAUAAUAACCCCUGUGUUGUUAUGGCUUCUCCUGGUAUGCUACAAAAUGGAAUUUCGAAAAAUAUUUUUAACAUCAUUGCACCUGAUAAGAAAAGUGGAGUUAUCCUUACUGGGUAUACCGUCAAGGGGACUUUGGCUGAUGAGCUAAAAACUGAACCGGAGUAUGUCCUCAUUAACGACAAGCCUGUGAAGAGGAGGUGCCGCUUCGAGGAAAUCUCCUUCAGUGCUCACUCGGAUUUUAAUCAAACCAAAACGUUUAUUGAAAUGUUGAAGUGCCCAAAUGUGGUUCUUGUGCAUGGGGAUAGGAACGAAUUGAACAGACUGAAAAAUAAGCUUACUGAGGAGAAGAAGUACCUGUCUGUUUUUACGCCCGAGUUGCUGCAGAGGYUGACUUUUCGCUUUGAGCACAGUGACCAUGUGGUGUCGCUGGGCCGGCUUUCCCACCAGAUUAGGUGUCUCGCUCGGAGGGGGGAAGGCUCACAAGGGGGAGAAGCGGGCGCGGGGGGUGCAGCAGGCACAGCAGGCACAGCWGGCACAGCAGGCGCWGCAGGCGCAGCGGAUGAUGGAACAAAUGCGGAGAAAAAAGAUGAACAGUCGGGGGGACAACCCCCCCACGAGGGACGCACCGACCAGGAGAAUGCAAAACGGAGCGACAGAAAUGGAGAGGAGAAAACCUUUCCCAACGGAGUGGAUGCCAUAAUCAUCUCGGAGCCGAAGGCCGUCCCGGUCAUGAUUUACGCCAAGGAUAUUUAUGAGUACACGAAUUUGAAGACUGCGCUGAUUGACCAGACGAUCAGCAUAAAAUUCCCGUACAAGUUCGAGCUGCUGUACCAUAUGUUGAGGGGGGUGUACGAGGAAACGCACAUGGAGGGGGACGUGAAAAUCCAGCACUGCAGCGCGGAGCAGGUCAUAAGGAUUAACUGGCUCUCAAGCCCAGUGAACGACCUAGUGGCGGACAGCGUCAAUUUUCUAAUUCUAGAAUUUCUCGACACCAUGAAGAGUGACAGCCACCUGCCCAUCUGCAACGAAGUGACGGAUGAUGAGAUCUAUCAAAUGAUCAUUUCGUACGUGCAGGAAAAUUAUACCAACGUGGAGAGGUUCUCCAAAGUGGAGCUGAAAAGGUUCCUUUUGCAGAAUGGCAAUAGAGAUGGAAUGGCUAGUUUGGAGCAUGACCAAUCGCACUCAUCUGACAAGGUGAACCGAAUGGAAGAAGAGGAGGAUGUACACGAGGACCGUGAUGGGCAAAGCGGGCACAGAGACAAAAUGAAGAAUUUCCGCUCCCUUGAUAAAAUAUUAUUUGACUACAUCGCGGCAGAUGCCAGUUUAGCAGUGUCCGCUGAUGAGGAGGAACCCGUGGUGCGUAUUCUCAAUGGCGGGGUUCUUUAUGAAAUACUAAAGUUUGAGGUGAAGGGUACUGGAUCCGAGCUCGGUACCAAGCUUAACUAG
Molecule: messenger RNA, 2577 nt
Organism: Plasmodium vivax (malaria parasite P. vivax)
Lineage: Eukaryota; Apicomplexa; Aconoidasida; Haemosporida; Plasmodiidae
Product: cleavage and polyadenylation specifity factor protein, putative
Exons: 3
Coding region: 1-2577 (858 amino acids)
Biological process (GO): mRNA 3'-end processing by stem-loop binding and cleavage
Cellular component (GO): mRNA cleavage and polyadenylation specificity factor complex
Molecular function (GO): RNA endonuclease activity; RNA binding; 5'-3' exonuclease activity
Source: RefSeq, a predicted model, not a curated record